CAAAUCGCGCAUCAUUCUUUGGAAACCUUUAAGUCCUAAAAUCCGGGCAAAGAGAAUAAAAUCAUUAUCAUGGACCUGAGGGAUUUUUACCUGUUGGCUGCUUUGAUUGCCUGUUUGAGACUGGAUUCUGCUAUAGCUCAAGAACUUAUUUACACUAUUAGAGAGGAGCUGCCUGAAAACGUACCCAUAGGGAACAUACCAAAGGACCUGAACAUUUCUCAUAUCAAUGCUGCCACGGGGACCAGUGCCAGCCUUGUCUACAGACUGGUGUCUAAAGCAGGGGAUGCACCUCUGGUCAAAGUGUCCAGUAACACUGGGGAAAUCUUUACGACAUCUAACAGAAUAGACAGAGAAAAACUUUGUGCUGGUGCUUCGUAUGCAGAAGAAAAUGAGUGUUUCUUUGAACUUGAAGUGGUGAUUCUCCCCAAUGACUUUUUUAGGCUGAUCAAAAUAAAAAUCAUUGUAAAGGAUACUAAUGACAACGCACCUAUGUUUCCGUCCCCUGUCAUCAAUAUCUCGAUCCCAGAAAACACUCUGAUCAACAGUCGCUUUCCAAUCCCAUCAGCAACAGAUCCUGACACGGGUUUCAACGGUGUGCAGCACUAUGAGUUGUUAAACGGGCAGAGUGUGUUUGGACUGGAUAUUGUAGAAACUCCAGAAGGAGAGAAAUGGCCUCAGCUAAUCGUGCAGCAGAACUUGGACAGAGAGCAAAAGGACACCUACGUGAUGAAAAUCAAAGUGGAGGAUGGAGGUACCCCUCAGAAAUCCAGCACAGCCAUCCUGCAAGUCACAGUAAGUGAUGUCAAUGAUAACAGGCCGGUGUUUAAAGAAAGUCAAGUAGAGGUUCAUAUACCAGAGAAUGCCCCUGUAGGCACCUCUGUAAUUCAGCUUCAUGCUACUGAUGCAGAUAUAGGAAGCAAUGCAGAAAUCAGAUACAUUUUUGGUGCCCAAGUUGCCCCUGCAACCAAAAGAUUUUUUGCUUUAAACAACACCACAGGGCUGAUUACAGUGCAGAGGUCCUUAGAUCGAGAAGAGACUGCUAUUCACAAAGUGACAGUGUUGGCUAGUGAUGGUAGCUCUACACCAGCCCGGGCCACUGUUACCAUCAAUGUCACUGAUGUAAAUGAUAACCCUCCUAACAUAGACCUCAGGUAUAUAAUAAGUCCCAUCAAUGGCACAGUGUACUUAUCUGAGAAAGAUCCCAUCAAUACAAAGAUUGCCCUAAUUACAGUCUCAGAUAAGGACACUGAUGUGAACGGCAAAGUGAUCUGUUUCAUUGAGAGAGAGGUCCCCUUCCACUUGAAGGCAGUUUACGACAACCAGUACUUGUUAGAGACCUCUUCCUUGUUGGACUAUGAGGGCACCAAAGAAUUCAGCUUUAAAAUUGUUGCUUCUGAUUCUGGCAAGCCCAGUUUGAACCAGACUGCCCUGGUAAGAGUUAAACUGGAGGAUGAAAAUGACAACCCUCCAAUUUUCAGCCAGCCUGUAAUUGAGCUGUCAGUUUCUGAAAACAACCGGCGUGGUCUAUACUUAACAACUAUUAGUGCCACAGAUGAAGACAGUGGGAAAAAUGCAGACAUUGUGUAUCAGCUUGGCCCUAAUGCCUCCUUUUUUGAUCUGGAUCGAAAGACAGGAGUUUUGACAGCCUCCAGAGUUUUUGACAGAGAAGAGCAGGAGCGUUUCAUUUUCACUGUUACAGCACGAGACAAUGGCACCCCUCCUUUGCAGAGUCAAGCAGCCGUAAUUGUUACUGUGUUGGACGAAAAUGACAACAGUCCCAAAUUUACUCAUAACCACUUCCAGUUUUUUGUAUCAGAGAACUUACCAAAGUACAGCACAGUGGGGGUGAUCACAGUGACUGAUGCAGAUGCUGGGGAAAAUAAAGCAGUGACCCUUUCCAUCCUGAAUGACAAUGAAAACUUUGUGCUGGAUCCAUACUCUGGAGUUAUAAAGUCCAAUGUUUCCUUUGAUCGAGAGCAGCAGAGCUCCUACACUUUUGAUGUUAAGGCAGUGGAUGGAGGGCAACCUCCUCGCUCUUCUACGGCAAAAGUAACCAUAAACGUGAUGGAUGUUAAUGAUAACAGCCCCGUUGUCAUCUACCCACCUUCUAACACUUCUUUUAAGCUAGUGCCACUCUCAGCAAUUCCAGGAUCUGUGGUAGCUGAAGUCUUUGCUGUGGAUAUAGACACUGGCAUGAACGCUGAGCUUAAAUACACAAUUGUAAGUGGAAAUAAUAAGGGUUUGUUUCGGAUUGAUCCAGUGACAGGUAAUAUCACUCUGGAAGAAAAACCAACUCCUAAUGAUGUGGGGCUGCAUCGCUUAGUUGUCAACAUAAGUGAUUUGGGUUAUCCCAAAUCCCUGCAUACUCUUGUGCUUGUGUUUUUGUACGUAAAUGAUACUGCUGGAAAUGCUUCUUAUAUUUAUGACUUGAUACGCAGGACUAUGGAGACACCUUUGGACAGGAAUAUAGGGGACAGUAGCCAACCCUACCAAAACGAGGACUAUCUCACAAUCAUGAUUGCCAUUGUGGCGGGUGCCAUGGUUGUCAUAGUGGUGAUAUUUGUCACAGUUCUUGUUCGCUGUCGCCAUGCAUCCAGAUUCAAAGCUGCCCAGAGGAGCAAGCAAGGUGCUGAGUGGAUGUCUCCCAAUCAAGAGAACAAGCAAAACAAGAAAAAGAAAAGGAAGAAAAGGAAAUCUCCGAAGAGCUCUCUUUUGAACUUUGUGACCAUUGAGGAGUCCAAACCUGAUGAUGCAGUACAUGAACCUAUCAACGGGACAAUAAGCCUUCCAGCAGAGCUGGAGGAGCAAAGUAUAGGAAGAUUUGAUUGGGGCACAGCACCACCAACAACCUUUAAGCCUAACAGUCCUGAUCUUGCCAAGCAUUACAAAUCUGCCUCUCCGCAGUCUGCUUUUCAUCUCAAACCCGACACUCCAGUUUCAGUGAAAAAGCACCAUGUGAUUCAGGAACUCCCGUUGGACAACACCUUUGUUGGUGGUUGUGACACCCUUUCCAAACGCUCUUCCACUAGUUCAGAUCACUUCAGUGCCUCAGAGUGCAGUUCCCAAGGAGGCUUCAAGACAAAGGGCCCCUUACACACCAGACAGUGCACAAGUCAUUCCUCUUCUGAUAAUGGUCCUGUUACCCCUUGUCCUAUUACUACAAGGUUGCAUAUUCAGGAAGCUGAAACAAAUCACUACAAUUCCCAGCGCCGUGUUACAUUUCAUCUCCCUGAUGGCUCCCAGGAAAGCUGCAGUGACAGUGGUCUGGGGGACCACGAGCCGGUGGGUGGUGGAACCCUGAUCUCACACCCUCUCCCUCUGGUUCCACCACAGGACGAAUUCUAUGACCAGGCUUCACCAGACAAGAGGACUGAAGCUGAUGGCAACUCCGAUCCCAACUCUGAUGGGCCUCUUGGGCCACGAGGAUUGGCUGAAGCUACAGAGAUGUGUACUCAAGAAUGCCUGGUUUUGGGUCACUCAGACAACUGUUGGAUGCCUCCCACCUUGGGCCAAUACCAACAGCCAAAGUCUCCUCUGUCCACCUUCACAUCUCAGAAAGAAUGGGUUAAGAAGGACAAACUAGUUAAUGGACACACAUUGACCAGAACCUGGAAAGAAGAUAGCAACAGAAACCAGUUCAGUGACCGAAAGCAGUAUGGUUCCAAUGAGGGCCAUUUCAACACUGGCAAUCACAUGACUGACAUUCCUCUGGCCAACUUGAAGUCUUAUAAACAGGUCUCAGGAGCUGUUGAGAGUCCAAAGGAGCACCAGCUAUAAGAAAUGGUUACUUUGGACCAAUGACUUUAGCCUAUUUAGACUUGCUAAUACUAUGUGUGUGUCAGAGCUUUAUGUACUGGGUAGACCUCUAGAACUAUGCUUCACAUAGCAGAGAUAUGCAUAUCUUUAGGUUAGCACCGUGGAAGGUAUGAUGUCCUGCAACAUGAAAGAGUGUUUCUACUAGUUGUGUGUUUUUGUUAAAUAGAUUAAAAUCUGAAGAAAUCUCUCCAGUUUGCAAAUAUCCUUUUUUUCUGUUUGUUUGUUUUUUGACCCUGGACUGCUGCUAUGAACAGAAGAUGCACUUGGAGAGUGAGAGAGCAAGAAAGUUCAGUGGAUUACAAUGAUUGAAAAGCAUAUCCAGUUAGAAAAUUGUGCUUUUGUUGUCAUUGAUCUAUGCCUGGGACCAUUAUACUUGAUAACAUAUUGCAAACAAAACAACUGAAACUGUAAACAUUAAACCUAUUGUGCUAUUAACAAUGUUUGUGGACACUUAUAAGCAGAUCAGUGUUCAAAUACUUGUAAAUAGAAACAAUUAUUACUUACAAUUUUUGUGUACUUAUAACGUUCACUUGAAAAGAUACUGUAGCAUAUUUCUGUGUUUCACAGUUGCUUUUUACUUCCUUUCAUUUGCUUCCUGUCAUUUGCUUUUAUUUUCAGUGAUGGUGUUUCUGUGUUAGUAGUCUGUCUGACACACAAUGUUCCAAGGAACUCAAAACACUUGUGUUAAAAGAGAAAAAAGGAGUGAUGGGGUGGGAAUGAAGGUUGGUCAUAGAAGGGAAAAAAGAAAAUCUAUUUCAUUCUAUGUAGUAGCAAA
Messenger RNA from Melopsittacus undulatus (budgerigar), 4591 nucleotides. RefSeq names its product protocadherin 9 (gene PCDH9). The record is from RefSeq and is a predicted model, not a curated record. Gene Ontology annotation, cellular component: plasma membrane. Gene Ontology annotation, molecular function: calcium ion binding. Gene Ontology annotation, biological process: homophilic cell-cell adhesion. The transcript is spliced from 7 exons. Bases 70 to 3777 code for a protein of 1235 amino acids. Lineage: Eukaryota; Metazoa; Chordata; Aves; Psittaciformes; Psittaculidae.